UAUUCAUAGACAGACGAGCAUUUUCUCUAAGCAUCGGCUGAUGGUUGUCAGAAAAUAGUUUUUAGGUUUGUAAUAGCAGCAGUUUGUUACAGUAGCCUCUCUAACAUGACUCACUAAAUGAUGAUUGUAUCAUCAUAAAAGUUUAGUUUAAAGGGCAGGAAAGUUUAGUUAUAUCUCUGAAUUCCCCCACAUUUACACAUGAAGGUUUUUCAAGUUAUUUCCUAUUAUUUGAGGGUUUAGAGCGUAGCAUAAGGAGUUCAGUCAUUGUAUCAAUCAUAUCAAGGAGGAGAAACAUAUUAUCUCUGUUUUUGUAUUUUGAAGAUUUAUGAAUGGAAGUUUUUUACAAACACUUAAAAAAUAAAGGGAAGAUCCAGUGCAUGACCAUAAGAAAAUUGAAUCAGGAUUCAAAGGAUGUCACUGUUGAUAAAUUAGCAGUAUGAACAUGUCCGACUACGUGACGGAUGACUAUGAUAAUUAUACCACCUGUGAGCAGGAUCCAAUUCCAGAGCUGCAUGAUGGAUCCAUGGUCUUGCAGGUUCUUUACUGCAUGCUGUUUGGUCUAGGGCUGCUAGGCAACAUCACAGUUCUCUGGGUUCUCCUCCGAUACAUAAAGCUGAGAAGUAUGACGGAUGUAUGCCUACUCAACCUGGCCGUGUCUGACCUUCUACUGGCUGCAUCUCUGCCACUCUGGGCCUACAAUCACCAGAACCUUGUAUCAUGCAAACUGAUGACAGGAGUCUAUCAGUUGGGUUUCUACAGCGGGACUUUGUUCGUGACCUUAAUGAGUGUGGACCGCUACAUGGCCAUCGUCCAUGCUGUAUCAGCCAUGCGAGCCAGGACACUUCGCUAUGGGAUCAUAGCUAGCGUCACAAUCUGGGUUUUAGCUGUCAUCAUGGCAAUCCCCCAGGUGAUUUUUGUCUCCUUGGAGAUGGAUGAUGACAACUUGAAGUGCCAACCGCUGUACCCAGAGGACAGGCAGCUGUUUUGGAAGUUGCGGCAAAACUUCAGUGAGAACACAGUCGGCCUUUUUGUGUGCCUCCCCAUCAUGGUUUUCUGCUAUGUGAAAAUCCUUAUUGUGCUGUCCAAGGCCAGGAACUCCAAAAGGGACAAAGCUGUAAAGCUGAUAUUUACCAUAGUGUGUGUGUUUGUGGUGUGCUGGGUCCCCUACAAUGUCACUGUUUUCCUUCAGACACUGCAGCUGUUUCAAUUCCUGGACACCUGCGUGGCUUUAAAAACCAUCAACUCUGCCAUGAGCUUUGCUGAGAUCAUCGCACUGUCUCACUGCUGUGUAAAUCCAGUCAUCUAUGCAUUUGUAGGGGAGAAGUUUAGGAAGUCACUGGGCAAAGCGCUGGCUAGAUACCUCUGCUGGAGUUACCAGAGCAGAGGGCCUUUCAGCCACAGAGACACCACAGAGAAAGAGACUUCCAAUACACCUGUAAGAUCAGAUUACUGAAAAAUUGUAACACCUGGUUUCUGUGUGCUGGUGGUUGGUGAAUGUGUGCUUGCAAUGUUUUUUUUUUCACUGAAAUACAGAGACUGCAAAGACAGCAGUGUGUGUCAUGCGGAUAGGUGUUGCCUCUAAGAAAUGUAAAAUGGUUCCCGGGCUAUUCGCAGUAAUGUGAAUGUGUAUAGAAUUUGAUGAAUCAUAUGUUCAAAUCAUGUAAUACUCAGUAUAUUUGUGACUUGUAAAACUAUAUUGUUUUU
Seriola dumerili (greater amberjack) is the source of this 1704-nucleotide messenger RNA. RefSeq names its product C-C chemokine receptor type 2-like. NCBI's taxonomy places the organism in Eukaryota, Metazoa, Chordata, Actinopteri, Carangiformes, Carangidae. The coding region runs from base 437 to 1453 and encodes 338 amino acids. The record is from RefSeq and is a predicted model, not a curated record. Gene Ontology annotation, molecular function: chemokine receptor activity. Gene Ontology annotation, biological process: immune response; G protein-coupled receptor signaling pathway; chemotaxis. Gene Ontology annotation, cellular component: membrane. The transcript has 4 exons.